Plasmodium malariae is the source of this 12063-nucleotide messenger RNA. RefSeq names its product conserved Plasmodium protein, unknown function. Lineage: Eukaryota; Apicomplexa; Aconoidasida; Haemosporida; Plasmodiidae. Bases 1 to 12063 code for a protein of 4020 amino acids. The record is from RefSeq and is a predicted model, not a curated record. The transcript is spliced from 5 exons.
AUGUAUUUUAAUAAGGAAAAGAAAGAUAAUGAGGAAGAAAUCAAAAGAAACGUAGGUAGUAAAAACUUGCCCAGUCAUAAGAAUAAGAAGUAUGUAAGGAAUUUAAAGCAAUCUAUGUAUAAUAAUAAAUAUAUCAACAAAUUUAACAAAAGAAAUAAUGAUUUAAAGGUAAGACAAGGCAAUAAUGGAGUUGUAUUUAAUAAUACUUUAUUAAAUACGAAUAAUUUAAAAAUUGAAAAUAAUAAAAAUAAUCAAGUAUAUUUUAAUAAAAAUGUAAUAAAUAGAAAUAAUAAAGAAAAUACUAGAUCAACAAAUACAUAUAAAAAAACAUACUUCGAUCAAGAUAAUAUAAAUUACAAUAGUCUAAUUAAUUCACAAGUUUCAGUUUGUUCUAUACAUAUUGAAAAAACAGAUGACGACAUAAAAAAUCAGAUUAAAUUUAAUGAACAACAAUUAUUAUAUUUAUGUAAUAAUAGAACACAUACAAAUGAAACAUCAUCACACCAUAAGUUUCCUUUAUUUGUAGAAGAAAUUAAUUUUACCGAAAAUUUAGUUUUAUUAACAGGUAUAUUAAUACUAUCAAAUAAUGAUAAAAUAUUUAACAAUUUAGAAUUUGAGGGGAAAACGAACCCUCUGCCUAAUGACUGUAACUUAAGCAUAUAUGUUAAUGUAGUUAAUAGAUAUGAUUCUCAGUACUUUAAACAACUCUACCCUGCCUCGUACAAUUUUAAAAACAGAUUAUUCUUUGUAACACUGAAUGAGUCCACUGUUGAUUCAUCAUUACUAAUAGAUAAGAUUAUAGUCAAAGGAAGUUUUCAAACCCUAUCUUUGAUUGUACUGGGGCAAUCAGAAGAAAUAAGUGAGCAGUUGAAAUAUUAUAGGGAAAUUGCUUAUGACAAAAACUUAAGGAGUAAUAUUAAUGAAGAAACACUAGAUGUUGAAAAUAUAGACUUAGAAAAAGAUGAUAUAUUUGUUCCUAAAAAACCAGUAGAUAUUAAAACGUAUAAUAUAAACACAUUAAUGGAAGAGAAACUUGUAUUUAGAAGUACCAAGUGCCAGAAUUAUCUUCAUAAGGAUUUCCUAUCUGUUGAAGAUGCAAACAAUGAAUUGUAUGAACUGUCUAAUGUAUUAGAAAAGGAAUUUAUAAAAAACAAUUUACACCAAAUGAGCAAUUCAAAUAGUGACAGCGGUGUGAAAAAUGAAAAAGAGGAAAAAGAGAAAGAAAAAGAAGAAGAAGAAGAAGAAGAAGAAGAAGAAACGGAUAAUGCCAAAAUAUCAGAUGAACCAGCUGCAAGGGACAAUGGGAAGAACGUUACACAGCAGGAAAAAGGUGCAGGAAAAGUCGAAGCGAAUGAACAUGUUAAGAAUGAAUAUGCCCCACAUGAACGGGCUCAUAACGAAAUGGUUGAACAAAACCAGACUAAUGAACAAAAGGGAAAAGUCCAGUUCGUACCACCGAAUAACGACUUGAUAAUAAAUAUUUUGAACGCAUUCACAGAACGAUACAAAAAUAAAAAAGAAAUAGGUAAAAAUGAUAUACCAAUAUAUAAAAAAAUUAUUAAGUAUGGAGCCAUGUGGAUGUUUUAUAUAUUUAAAAAUAUAAAAAAGGAUGAAGACGAUUUUUAUAUCAAUUAUUCAAAUUAUACAGAAAUUAAGGUCUAUGACAUAUUAGGUUGUUUGUUAAUACUAAGAAGAUGUGCACUGUACCCAAACUUAGCAAAAUAUAUUGCACAUAUGAAUUUCGAUGCUCAUAUUUUAUACCUCGAUCCAUUAUCCCCACAUGUGUUAAUAAAUCUGAUUGAUAUUCUCUAUGUUAAUAAUAUUUACUUCUUUUCAUCCUGGAAAAUUAAGACGUCCAUCUUGAAAACGCUUAUUGCUCUAAUAUCUGAUUCCUAUGUUAUGAAUCUUUUUUGUAAUUAUGUGGACGAAAAUAAUGAGACGUUGUACCAAAAACUAUUGAAACUAUCGUCAAACGGAAAGAUGAAAAGACAUAACAUGAAGAGGUUGCUUGGCAUAAUCCUAUGCAGAGUAAAACUUUUUGAAGAAAUUAGCAGAUUACAAAAUAGCAUUAUGCACAUCAUCGUGAACAGAAAAAAUUAUGAUAAAAGAUUAUUUAGUAAAAGUGUUACAUGCAAAUUAAUUUAUGAGUUAAAAAGUGUUCAUAAAGAACUAUUUCAACAUACUAGUAAUUACGAAAGCAAGAACAGUUGUUAUGAUUGUUUAUAUGAGAAUGAAAUUUUUAUUUUUGACGAGAAAAAUAAGAAGGCAAAUUAUUGCCUACACAAAUUACAUAAUUACGUUUUUUCAUAUUUACAAAGAAAUCAAUUUUUUACUCUUUUUCUAUACAUUUUAAAAGAAUUUGAAGUUCAUAUAAAAUACUCGUUAUUUCUGAAUUCUUACGAUAUUUGCUUUAUUACGGCUGUUAAUGAUUUUUUGUUUUAUUUCCUGAACUCUUCAGGUGGAAUUAAUUUAUUAAUAAAUUAUAAUAUAACAUUAUAUGAAAACACUUAUAAAAGUAUAUGUAUAAUUAUAAAUCGAAAAAUGAAAGAAUUAAAUACCAAUAUAAAUGAUAAAAAAAAAGAAGAAAAGAAAUAUAACAAUUAUAUGGAUAAGGGAAAAAAUAAAGAUCAUGAUAUGUGUGUAAAUCCGAAUGAUGAAAUUUUUAAAAUAAAUAAAAAUGAUGGAAACCAGGUUGAAAAUGUGAAUGGCUCCAAUUUCAAAAUGGUGGAGAAUGAUGAAAAUGAACGUGGAAAUUACGAAUAUGAUGACCCGUACAGUGAAAAAUCUGCUCUGAGGGAAAGAAGUAAUAAUGGUUUUGGUGCGAUAAAAAGUGUAAGCAACAACAUAAACAGUAGUAAUAACAACAGGACUAAGGAACAUGUGUAUGGAUCUGCGUAUGCGAAAGAAGCCUUGAAAACAGUAGGAGAUCAAGAUCGAGAUCGAAAUGGUAGUGGAGCAAAUCUAACGAAUAGCUACUUGAUCCAUGAAAAUAUCGCAAGAGCAGAAAACCACCAUAUGAAUUCCACAGAUAAUAUAAAGAACGAUUUUAUGUACAAUGAAAAAAAUUUCUUUUAUGACAAUUUAAAAUGUAUAUACACGUAUAAUGAUAUAUUAAGGAAUAAGGACAUAUUGGAUGUAUUUUAUUUGGAUGGCUAUAAUUACAAAGAUAUUAAAAAUAUUCGAAAUUAUUGUGCAUAUAUUUUGUGUUCUUUAAAAACAUUUUUCAAAACGUAUGUUUUAAUUAAUAAUUUUUUUAAUUUGGGAAAACAUAUAUCUUUAGAGCAUUUAAAAAUUUUUAAUGUCUUAUGCACGUAUCCCUUAUCUAAGUUAGCUCUAUACAGUAAUGUCAAUUUUUACAAUUUUUUCCAUCAUCUUAUAUACCUUUUUUACUACUUUAUAUAUCUAGAGAAGUUGUAUGAGCAGAGUGGAAAGUCCGAUCAGAAGGGAAAUUCGUCUGUGGGUGAAGAGCUGGAAAAGAAGGGAAAGGAAAUGAGGGGAAAGAGGAACAUAAAAAGGAAGGUGGUACAAGUAGGGGGAGUAGAGAGCGAAGUAGGGGAAGAAGCGGAAAGAGAAGGGGGGAUAGAAGCUGCGAAAGACGCAGUAAAAGAUACAGCAAAAGGCUCAGCCGCAUUCAGCGUUGUGGAGGACAUAAUAAAUCCCGUCGGAGGUAGUGCAAAAGAGUUCGAACAUACAAAUGAAUACAUUUUAGUGUCCAUUCGAUACCUGCUGAAUAUAAUAUACAACUUAUUAUUUUAUGACGAGUCGGGGCAUUUUAUUUUUCACUUUGGUUAUUCCAUCUUUGUGUGUCUUGAAGAAAUCAAGAAUAUUACAGGGGAUAUCAAAAAAAAAAAAGAUUACUCUUUUGGAAUAUUAAAUUCUAAGAUCCCCAGGAAAAUGUUUUUAAAACAUUACAUAAGUAACGAUAAAUUGUUCUAUAAAAAUUAUUUUCAUUUAUAUGAUAAUUUAAAAAACUUAUAUUUAGAUUUGUAUAGAUUUGAAAAAAAGAAAUUUAACGAAAUGGAUGGUAAUAAAAAAAAAGAAUCAUAUGAAAAGAAUUUUAUUAACAUUCUGAACAAGUACAGGAACAGUGAGAAUUUCAAAAUGAGCAAAGCCAAUACAAAAAGUGGUAAUACUGAAACCAUACGAAAAGAAAUGAAAAGAAAUAAUAAUAUAGAUCGCAUAUAUGAAAACGUAUUUACAAAUAGUGUAGAGAGUUAUAUACAUCAUGUUCUUCCCUUAAAAUCGAAAUAUACCCCUACGAUAAGCAAAAUAAUUGAUUGUUGCAAGAUUGAAAAGGAUAAAUAUUUAUUAAAAAAAUCGAAAGAAUUAAAUAAUUAUAACUGUAAGUUGAAUAAUGAUAUAUAUAUAAAUAAUUCUUCAAAAAAUUGUACACGUCUGGGAAAUAGUACAAACAACCAGUAUGUUGAACUAAUGGAAGAAUUAGAUGACACUACUAUUCCAAGUAGUGGGAACUUAUACAAAAAAUUGGACAUUGCUUAUCCUUUUUUAUCGCUUAAUCUGUUAUACUAUUACAUGAACAUUUGCUCAAAUAUUAAUUAUUUCAUCAAUUUGUACGAUGUUUCAAAGGGUAAGGAAGACGAACAGGAGAACAAACAAAUUUACGAACAUGAAUUUACAUACGCUAAUCCUAAUUCCUCUAAUUAUUUUUCCAACCAUGAAUAUGAGUAUAGUAAUUAUAUAUGCGUAAAAAAUGACAAAAUUGAUGAAACAAACAAACCAAUAAAAGAUAUCCCGUGUAUGAAGUAUAAGAGGGACUACACGAAUAGUAAGAGCAGAAAACCGAACGAGCAAAAUGCUAUAACAAGCGUUUUUAGCAGCAGUGCUAGAGGGAAUAUCAGUGGUAAUAUGAUUGGAAAUAAUAAUAGUGAAAAUAGGAAAGGGCACACAGAUGGGUACCAUCUCUUAUGGACGAAUUACAUAAAUAAAUAUCAUCACGAGGAUUUUAAAAACAUUGGAGCAAUAUUAUAUCAUGAAAAUAACCUUGAGUUUAUGAUAAAAUUAAUUACAAAAUGUAUAUUUUUCCUGAACGUUAAUAUUUUUAAACUAGCUUUAUUAAAUUUUAAUAAAUUAAGUGGAAAAAAUCUUUACAAAAUUUUGAAAUAUCGUUUAAAAACUUUAUUUUUUUUAAAAAUUAUUUUAAAUGUUCUCUUUAAAUUCUUUUAUAAUUUAACAAAUGAUAAUACUAAUUCGAUAACCUUAAAAUCUUAUAGAAAUCAUGAGUUAUUUUAUUCUUUAUUAUAUUUAUUAAAUAGGUUACUAAGUUUUAAUGAUUGGAUUGGGUCUAAUACCAUAACUGAGUAUAAUCAUCAUUCUUCCAUUUUUGUACUUCGAUAUAAUAUUAUUUAUAUAUUAAGAAUAUUCUAUAUAUGGUUUAAUAAAACAUCAGAUAACCAGUCUUUUCUAUUUCGUUGUGUUUUAAAAUAUACGAGAGUUCUUCCAUCCUUUAGUACAGCCGGUAUGCUUCUUAUUAUGACAUUUCUUGAUUUCAAAAAUGUAUUUCCUGAAUAUAUUUACUCAUUUUACCUUGCCAAAAAUUUGAGGAAAAUUUGUUACGACAAUACGAAAGAGGUGAUACAAAUUGAUGAAGCAGAUGAAGUGGACGAAUUGGAGGAAGGGGAGGAGGAAGAUUAUCAGUAUGAUCCACAGAAGGGAGCAGAAGACGAACUGAAGCUGCACCUCGACGAGUCAGACUUCGGCGUAGAAGAAGCAGAUGAAGAGCGAGAAGAGGAAGAAGAGAUAGAAGAAGCAAAAGAGCCAAAUGAAAACUUUAACGGUUUAGACCACGAGUUAGGUAACGACCCACAGGAAGAACAGAAGGACAAUGACUCUUCAAAAAAUGAAGUAUUAAAUGAUAAGGGUAUUUUCCUUAAUACGAAUAAGAGUAAACAUAAGAACAAUUUGAAAGGUACAACACCACAAUGCCUUGAGAGUUACUAUAAUAAUACGACAAAGACUAACUAUCACAAUAUUAUUAAUCCUGUUAGUAGUUUAUCAUCAUACUUUUCAAGUACAUAUGACAGAAUGACCUUGUUCAGAAAUAACUGCCAAACGUUUAGUUAUUACUCGAAUGUGCUAAGUAACAAAAGUGGGAAUUUCUCGAGCGAUGUUGAGGAGGAAGAAGAGCAGGAAGACGAGGAAGACGAAGAAGAUGAACAUAAUGAGGAUGAUAGAGUAGACAAAGAAGGUGAAGUGGAGGAAGAGGUAGAAAUGGACGAAGUGGAUGACGAAGUGGACGAUGAAGUGGACGAAGAGGUGAGCGAAGAAGAUGGCGACGGAGGAGAAUACCCACUUGGGGAUAAGUACAAGAGGGGUUACCCUGCUCGUUACAAUAAGAGAAAAAAAUAUAACAACAAGCGUAUGAUCGAAGGAAAAGGAAAAGGUAUGAGAAAUAAUGUAAAUCGUGUAAACAGUGUAAAUCGUGUAAACAGUGUAAAUCGUGUAAACAGUGUAAAUCGUGUAAACAAUGUAAAUCUUGUAAACCAUGUGAACAGUGAAAAGCGGUUAGACAAAGUAAUUCUCUACUGCAGAAUAAAUAAUCCGUAUUACGUGAAUGAUAAGAAUAAAUUUAUAUACUUGUGUUGUUGUAUAAAUACGAAAAAAAAAAUUAUAAACCAAAAAUAUUAUGAUUAUUUCCAUGUUCUUAACUUAAACUACUCUAUGGAUGAGUAUGAAGAGGUAUUUUUUCCACAUAAUUAUGGUAGUAGUAUAUAUCGAAUGAACACUAACUAUAUCUCACUUAUCGGUAACCUAACAAUUAAUUUUAAUGACAUGAAUGGAGGAUAUGUCGAAGCAAAUAAGGACUCCGAUAGAAAUAACCUGAGCAACAUCCAUUCAAAGCAAGAAGAGAAUGUAUUAAAAAAUUAUCUAGGAAAUAAUGUAAAAGGUAUUUCUUUUAUGUCUACAUAUAAAUAUUAUAAAAAUAAACAAAACUCACUGAAAGAUAGUAGUAGUUACUAUGAUGAAGUGUUGAAUGAGCGGGGUAAUAAUAAUAUCCUAUUAUUUGCUAACAAUGAAGAGGGGAAUAACUUAGCAAAGACAAAUGGAAGAAAUCAUACAAGAAGAAGUCAAGGGGGAAAGGAGGAAGACUCAUAUCCGUAUGGAAUACACAAAAUAGAUGAUUAUAAUAAUAGUGGGGAGAAAGAUUUCUAUUCAUCAAAUAAAAAAGAGUUUGUUAUUUCAUCAUGUCCAUAUGCUAUAAAAAACUUAUUACAUGAUAAUAAUGAAGAGGAAGACCAUUGUGAGUAUAUAUUGAACACUCUAAGAAAAAAAGAACAUCUGUAUGAUCAACAUAUUAAUGUAAAAAACUUAAAUGAAGAGGAAAAGGAAAAAUUGAAUAUAAUAAAAAAAGAAUUAAAAGACAGAGAAUAUACAAAUUUUGAAGACUUAUGUGAUUAUAUAAAUUUUAUCAUAAGAAUAAGUAAAAGUAAUAAUGUUAUUGCUAGAAGUCUAAGUGCUUACUGUUGUGUUAUUUUUAUAAAUCAUCGAAUACCUAUCUUUUCUAUCAUAUUUGAUCAUAUAUAUAAAAUUAUUAAUAAUGUAAAAAAUUUCAAUUCACUUAACAAAAAUAAUGAUGAUCAUCAUUCAAGUAUAUGUAUGAACAAAGUCAACUAUUAUUCCUUCUUCUCCUAUAAUAAUGUUCAGUUAAAUAAUAUGUAUUAUACAUAUAAUGAAGAGAUGUAUUAUCUGAAAGAGCUCUGUAAUAUCUUUUCUUUUUUACUAGAUAUUUUUAAAAUUUGUUUUUUUACAAAUUAUAAGAACAAUUAUAAUAGACUAAUUAAAUUGUUAUACUUACCUUGCAAGCAUUUUCUGAAUAUAUUACAUGGAACAGUUACUAGUCUUAAAAAUGUUUUAACCCAGGAACUUAUUAGAUUUAUUGUUAAACUAUCUAGCACCAUAUUUCACGGAUAUUCAUAUGUCCUUUUUGUCUUUUUCAAUAAGCACUCUAUAUUGCAUAACGACAUAAGAGGGAGAAUCGGUAAUUCAGAGUAUCAUCUACUGAAGGGAGGGGAGCAGCAGUCUCAUGAGGAGAAACAAUGUAAAAAGGAGAACAGACAGGAUGUGUGUGCUAUCAUUGACCUGUUUAUUCACAAGGAACAAUUUUACAAAGAGAAAGAAGAAUAUAUGAAUCAAUAUAUAACGCAUAAAAAAAUGAGGACAGUAGAAAAACAGAUAAGGAGUAGCAACAGUCAUCAUUUUAGCAAAGAGUGGUGGGAGAAUAAAAAAAGGAUAGUUCUCUUUUCAUGCCCAAAUUUUAUAAAAUAUAUUAAAUUUUUUAUGAGUUAUUAUUUCGAGCUAAUAAAUACCAAAAAUGUUGUUAAUAGUAAUAAUAGAGAUAUUCUGUACAAAUAUGCGUAUUAUGUAGAUGUCAAAACUGUGAACUAUUGUUUAUUGAAUAUAUACGAAAUAGUAAAAAAUAAAAUUUUAUAUUUCUUCAUAUUUUUUAAAGUAGAGAAAAAAUUAGUUAACUUAUUUUUUAAAUAUAUACACUGUUAUAAAGACAAUAGAAAUAUUAGUACAAUUUUUCAAAAAAAAAAAAAAAAAAAAAAUGAUGAUUUAAUAACCUUAAAGCAACUAAUCCACAAUUACGAUAACGAAUUAAUAUAUAUACACAUCUUCAAUUUUUUUAUCAAAUUAAACAAAAGUAUUAACAUAUCCAAAUUAAUAGAAUUUUUCUCUUUUUAUUUCGACAUCACUGAACAAACAAACUACAAAAUUAUCGAAUUAUAUGAGUACAUUAAUACUUUAGAUAUACUCUUAAAUAUUAUUAUGACCAUAGUCCAUUAUAAUUUCAAUUCCCUUUUCAUUCUUUUUAAUAUGACUACCCAACUGGACAGUAAUAUCCCUAUUAUGAGCCAUAUAAGGAAAACCUUGAAAUUUUGCCAAAAAAAACAAAAUAGUCAAAUUGAUGAAAAUACAAAAGUUCCCACUACACCCAUAAGGAAACAAAAUGAACAGAUGCACCCGUAUACAUGUAAUAACACAGAAGAGGGGGAACCUUUAAUAAUAGGAGAUGUCAAAAACAUACAUAAUGUGGAAAACAAAAAUAAGUUGAAAAAGAAUACAACCUUUUAUAGACACUUAGGUUGUGUUAAUGAUUUUAAAAAAUAUUUCUUAAAUAAUUUAUUAAACAGCUUAAAUAAUCUUCACCAUUUUAUAAUGAGCAAGGUGGGAGAGAAUUAUAGAGCAGCCGCUGAAUGUGUUCUAACGGAGGGGGCAAAGGAGAACAUGGAUAGAAACAUCGAUAAAAAUGCAGUGGAUCCCAUUCAAUAUAACGCUGUCAACCGAGGUGAUAACGACGAUAGUAACAUUAACAUUAACGUGAAUACGAGCAUGAACAUGAACAUGAACAUGAACAGUAGCAAUAAUAAUUAUUGUAGUGGGCAAAACCACAGCGGCAACAAUGAGGAGAAGCCCGGUGGACCAUGCAGGCAGCAUAUAAAUGCAAAUUCGUCAAGCCAGAUGGAAAAAUUAUCGUCUCUACACAUAUUGUCAAAAAUUGUGUUACGUAUGAUUGACAAGGUGAAAGAAGUUAAGAAUAAAGUUCUUCUUUUAAACUCGUGCUUUACUCCUAAUAUAACUUUUAAAAAUUUUCUUUUGUUUGUAUGCUACGAUUUGAGUGAACUAAACUAUUUCUAUAAGAAGCUAGUCAUAAAGAGAAGUGUCAGAAUGUGCAUCGAUAAGGAAGAUACAUCUGUUGGUAGUAGAGACCCCCCCAAAAGGAGGAAAAUAAUGCGGAACGAGGAAGAGGGGGAGAGGCAACAAGAACAGAAUGAGCAUCAUGAGCCGAACGAGCAACAUGAACAGAAUGAGCAUAAAGAACAGAAUGAGCAUCAUGAACAGAAUGAGCAUAAAGAACAGAAUGAGCAUCAUGAGCCGAACGAGCAACAUGAACAGAAUGAGCAUCAUGAGCCGAACGAGCAACAUGAACAGAAUGAGCAUAAAGAACAGAAUGAGCAUCAUGAGCCGAACGAGCAACAUGAACAGAAUGAGCAUAAAGAACAGAAUGAGCAUAAAGAACAGAAUGAGCAUCAAGAACAGAAUGAGCAUAAAGAACAGAAUGAGCAUCAAGAACAGAACGAGCAACGAACGAGCAACAUGAACGGUCGAACUGACUUCUUGAGUAAUGACAACGAUAUCGAGCAGGAUGGAGAGAGCAGAGACGAACAAAUUGGCAUCAAGGAAGAAGCCUACAAAGAAGUAGAUGGUACAAACAAAAAUAAGAAUGCUUUAAAUGAGCCAAAUAACAGUAACUUAAGUAGCGAUAAGGCAAACAAUGGAAGGAGCAUAUUAAAUAAUUGUGGUUUCUUUAAUGAAGAUACUGUAACUACAAAAUGUAUGAACAAGAAGGGGUAUAAAGAUAAAGACAGAUUCAUGAAGAAAGACUACUGUUUCUUCUUUGAUUGCUUUCUUAAUGAUAUUAACCUGACAAUAAACAAUAAAUACUUAUAUAGCAAGUUAAGCACUAUAUUUUAUUCUAGAAAUAUAUUAGACAAAGUAACAAAGACGUUUGAAACAUACCAACAUUUAGACGAUAAUUAUCUUUUUACUGUUAAAAAUAUGAACAUGAAUAAUAUAAUUCCAUCUGUUAAUAAAAAAGUAUAUGAUUAUUGCUCUCAUUUAUUUUGUGAUAUUCAGUCAAGAAUUUAUUUAAAUGAAAAUGAUGAAGAUAGGAAAAGUUUUACUUUAUUUAAUAUUGCAAGUGAAAAUAAAUCAAAAGAAAUUGAUGAAAACCAUUCUUUGUUUAAUUACAUUAGCUUGUUAAAAGAGGAAAGUAAUAAAUUACAAAAGAAAAAAAAUGAACAAAAUAAUGUUCAGAUGAUACAAGCAAAAGGAAAACAAUUCAAGAGGACUGACAAAAACACAUUUGAGGACCAUUUUAGAAAUAGAAAAACGUUGUCAUCUAGGGCACCUUCAAAACACGUCGACGAUUAUGAAGCAGCAAAUGCAGUAAAUGCUUCCACUACUACCGCUACCACCACUACUACCGCUGCUACCACUACUACCACUACUACCACUACUACCGCUACUACCGCUACUACCGCUACUACCGCUACUACCGCUACUACCGCUAGUAAUAACCAAAACGAGAAUGACGAAGCUUCGAACGAAGUUAGUAAGAAUCCAAGUGGACAAGGUAAUACUACCAUAAAAAGUACUAUUAGCUUAAAAAGUGUCAACAUCAGCGAUGGAAAAGAAGAUGCUUCGACUAAUUCUAACCUAGUGAAUAAUGCUAUGAAAAGCGAAAACUAUCAUACAUCCUUCGGUAAAAAAAAUUCACCCAGUCAUAUUGCACAAAAGGACUUACUUACCAAGUUGAACAACCAGAAAAAUGGUAAAAAGGUUCAAACCAUUAACUAUAUUAGUAAGGACAACAGUAAUAAUAACUGUAAUAGUAAUAAUAGUGAUUACUACAACGAAAUAAACCUGGGUAACGAGGAUAACUAUGAAAGCUACGAUAACAUAAAUAUGUUUACCCAUGAACAAAACAAUGAAGAAAUAAAUAAUUACAAUACAGUAACAUUAAAUAAUUUUAACAAUAAUGAAAAUAUAAUGAAAAAUGCAUCCAACCGGCGUCAAGAUCAUCAUCAUCACGUAGAAGUACACGAUGAUAACUCCCCUUAUCUUAAUUAUAACAAUCAAAGUGAUCUGAACAAUGAUAUAAUAACACAUGAAACAAGUUUGAAUAACUAUGAUUUAGGUGCUGAUCGCACUAACGUUAGCAGCAACCUUUGUAGUAAUAGUGUAACUAAAAGGAACAACCGUAUGAGCAACGGAAAUAACUGCGUGAAUGAAACCCUCGAACCAAGUGAAGCGACAAAUAGAAGUAGUCAGUUUGAAGACUGCAGCUGCUAUAAAUUUAAUUUGUUGGGAUGGAAAGAAUUUUCUGAAGAUGGUCAUAAAAAUGACCUAGAUGUGUGCAAAAUUGUUAAUAAACCUGUCUUGUUAAGGGACCCGAGAAUAAAAAUGAAAUUUCUUAAAAUUCUAGAUAGGCACAAAAAUAUUAAAGACAUAUUUAAAAAACUCGGAGUUGACAUAAAGUAA